CCUCCCUUCAUGUUUUCAGCAUGUGGAGACACAACGACCUGCCUUCACACCUGUUUUUUUUUUAAUUUGUGAAUACUCUCAGUUGUGGUGGAGCUCUCUCUGAUAUGGCUUUAGUGGAAACGCUUCUCAUGCAUGUGUCCACCACAGGAGCUUUACUUGCAGCUGUGCUGUUGUUUUUGGUUGCUUAUCUAAUCUCAAUCAGCUCCAGCUCUUCAGAAGAGGGAAGAGAUCCUCCGGGACCCAAACCACUGCCACUGCUGGGGAACCUGCUCCAACUGGAUCUCAAACAACCUCACGUGAGCCUCUGGGAAUUGUCCAAAAAAUAUGGGUCAGUGUUCAAAGUGCAUUUUGGACCAAGGAAGGUUGUGGUUCUGGCUGGAUACAAGACAGUCAAACAAGCACUUGUGAACCAGGCAGAAGAAUUCGGAGAAAGAGACAUUACCCCCAUAUUCCAGGACUUCAAUCAAGGAUUUGGAAUCAUCUUUGCUAAUGGCGACAGCUGGAAGACGAUGAGAAGAUUCGCUAUCUCAACUCUUCGAGACUUUGGAAUGGGCAAGAAACUGAGCGAAGAGAAAAUAGUAGAUGAGACACAUUAUCUGCGGGAAGUGUUUGAGAAGUUUCAAGGAAAUCCAUUUGAUACGACCCAACCGGUGAAUUAUGCCGUCUCCAACAUCAUCUCAGCUAUUGUGUAUGGAAAACGAUUUGAAUAUGAGGACCCAAAGUUUCAGGAUAUGGUGAACAAGGCAAACAAGAACAUCCGCAUUAUUGGUUCAGCUAUGAUACAGAUCUACAACAUGUGUCCGGUUCUUGGACCCUGGAUGAAGACGUGGAGGCUGCUGAUGGAAAAUAUGAAAAGCAACAGGAAAGAAAUGCAGAAGCUAGUGAACGUCUUACGGGAAACUUUGAAUCCGCUUGACUGCAGAGGAUUUAUCGACUCUUUCCUCAUCCGCAAACAAAGAAUACAAGAAUCUGGAGAAAAAGAUUCACAUUUCCACGAUCAGAAUCUGCUCAUUAUGGUGUCAAACCUGUUUGCUGCUGGUACUGACACGACCGGCACGACACUGCGCUGGGGUCUGAUGCUCAUGGCCAAAUAUCCUCAUAUACAAGAUCGAGUUCAUAAGGAGAUUGACCAGGUGCUUGCUGGCCGUGAACCGGUUACAGAGGACAGGAAAAACUUACCGUAUACAGAUGCUGUGAUCCAUGAAAUCCAGAGACUGGCUAAUAUUGUACCCAUGAAUCUUCCUCAUAUGACCAGCUGUGAUGUUCACUUCAACGGAUACUUCAUCAAGAAGGGUACGUGUGUUCUGCCGCUGUUGACGUCUGUGUUGAGGGAUGAGAACGAGUGGGAGACGCCUAACACUUUCAACCCUCAACACUUUCUAGACGAGAAGGGUCAGCUGAUCAAACGAGACGCCUUCAUGCCCUUCUCUGCAGGCCGCAGGGUUUGUCUCGGAGAGAGUUUAGCCAGGAUGGAGCUCUUCCUGUUCUUCACUUCCCUCCUUCAGCAUUUCUGCUUCACUCCUCCUCCUGGAGUGUCUGAAGAUGAUUUGGAUCUCACACCAGUCGUGGGUCUGAUCUUGAACCCUUCACCCCACAAACUGUGUGCAAUCAGUAGACAACAGAAAGACAACUAAACUGAUUCCGCUGCUCGUGAGGCGUGUGUUAUUUGUUAUUUGUUAACUCCAGCGGCCUCGUUCAGCUCUCACAACACUUGGUCCUGCUCUGCUUCAUACUACAGUAACAUUAAUAAUUUAACUUAAAGAAGCUUAAUAGCACAUUUGUCAGAUUAGAGGUGCCAUAUAUUAUUUUUUUAUUUUUGAGCUAGUAGGGACCCAUUAUCAUGCCAGAUAGAUGAGUCAAUAUGCUUCUAAAUGACACUUUUACUUAAAAGGUGAAUGAAAAUUAAUAAUUUCUUACCAAAUCGUGGAUUUAAAGAUUUAAAAUCCUGUACUAAAUGCUUACUGAGAAACAAAAUAUAUUACACUUUCAAAACCUUUAAAAUUUAUUUCUUUCAGCAGCAAAUAAAAUCAGUGCUGACAAGUCAGGGAAUAUACAUAUACAACAUCACAAUAUACUCCCCUUUUAUACACAUACAAAAUAAUGCAACAAGCUUGAAAUAUGUACAUUUUUGAAGAAGACAAGGGUCCUGUUUUUUUUUACAUACAUUCUUUACUUUAUUUGGAAAAUCUAGUGUUUUUAACAUUAGAUUAAUGAGUGAAAUUGCAUGAAAAUUGCUAAUACAACCACUUGAAAACUGAGAUAAAAAAAAAAAAAAAAAAAGGUACAAGACAGGCCAACAAUGUGAUGGCUCUCCAAACUGUAAUGUGAGAUUGGGUCCAUAACUUCAAAAUGGUAGGCUACAGUAACCAACAAUGCAAGGGCUCUUUCAUUUCAAUGCAAUUUAAUUCACAUUCACUCGUAUAACACUUUUCACUAUACAUAUUUCAAUGCAGCUUUACAGAAAAUGCAUGUUUCUAUGUGACAAAAACAUAAUCGUCUUUUAUGAGGUGAUAUCAGAAACUACAGUUGUAAAAUAGUGUGCAUGUAAAGAAAGGAUAACAUGAUCAUUUUGUAUAAUCAUCCAUGUUUGAUGUUCUGGAGUCCUUCAUCUGAAGUCUUCAUAAGAGGCUGGAUCCAAGCUGGAGCUGGUCUCUAGUUACCUUAUGAUAUUGAAAUCUGUAAUAUUUGCUUGAAUUAUUUUUUUAUUCAAUAGAUUCAUUAAUGCAUUCAAAGGAAGACAUGUGCAAUAAGAAUGAUGUAAUUGUUUUUUAUAUACACAGCAAAACAUCCAGUGUUAAAUGAACACUUCCAGUGUCACCCUAUAUAAUCUGGUGUGGAUUAUAUAAACACUGUCAUUAUAUUUUAUGUGCCUUUAUAUUUUUGCAGUCUAUUUUCGCUGAUAUAUCAGUGUUAUUUGCAUUUCAAAAUAGUUUAUUUUCUUUUAAUUCCGAAAAUAGACACAAAAAGCAACACGAUCCCUUAAAAAAGCAUGAAAAAGAGAAAAAACGCACGGUCAUGGUCACUAAAUGCAUGAGCUAAAAACGUGGAAGCGUCGCGUCUUUUAAGGUGGACCGGAUAGCGUCAAUAAAGCUGCGAAUAAGAAGCUGAAUUCAGCCUC
This is a messenger RNA of Ctenopharyngodon idella (grass carp), 3118 nucleotides long. RefSeq names its product cytochrome P450 2K1-like. The transcript has 9 exons. Bases 105 to 1634 code for a protein of 509 amino acids. Gene Ontology annotation, molecular function: iron ion binding; heme binding; oxidoreductase activity, acting on paired donors, with incorporation or reduction of molecular oxygen, reduced flavin or flavoprotein as one donor, and incorporation of one atom of oxygen. The record is from RefSeq and is a predicted model, not a curated record. Gene Ontology annotation, cellular component: cytoplasm; intracellular membrane-bounded organelle. Lineage: Eukaryota; Metazoa; Chordata; Actinopteri; Cypriniformes; Xenocyprididae. Gene Ontology annotation, biological process: xenobiotic metabolic process.